This is a messenger RNA of Loxodonta africana (African savanna elephant), 1272 nucleotides long. RefSeq names its product olfactory receptor 8S1-like. The record is from RefSeq and is a predicted model, not a curated record. Gene Ontology annotation, molecular function: olfactory receptor activity; G protein-coupled receptor activity. Gene Ontology annotation, cellular component: plasma membrane. The transcript has a single exon. NCBI's taxonomy places the organism in Eukaryota, Metazoa, Chordata, Mammalia, Proboscidea, Elephantidae. Bases 124 to 1059 code for a protein of 311 amino acids. Gene Ontology annotation, biological process: G protein-coupled receptor signaling pathway.
AAUGAGCAUACUAAGGAGGAAAAUAUGCACAUAGAGAAUGAGACAGAAUCUCUGAGGUGCUAGAGGGGUAAGAGAAUACUUCACCCUUCUUUCUGUGUUUAUUCCAAAGGAACAUCUUCUAUCAUGGCCCUAGGAAACCACAGCACCAUCACCGAGCUCCUCCUCUUAGGACUCCCUGAGGAUCCAGAUAUCCAGGCUCUGCUCUUUUUGUUCUUCUUAGUGAUUUACCUUCCGACCUUGAUGGGGAAUCUUACAAUGCUGCUACUGAUCACAACUGACUCUCAUCUCCAGUCACCCAUGUACUUCUUUCUGAGUCAUCUCUCCUUCCUAGAUCUUUGCUACUCUUCAGUCACUGUGCCCAAGAUUCUGGAAAACCUCCUGUCUCAAAGGAAAUCAAUCUCAGUAGAGGGCUGUCUGGCUCAAGUCUUCUUUCUGCUAGUCACUGGAGGGACAGAAGGACUUUUGCUCUCACUGAUGGCCUAUGAUCACUAUGCUGCCAUAUGCCACCCUCUGAAGUAUGGACAGAUCAUGAGUAAACAAAUGUGUAGGGGUCUGAUGUGGGCCUCAUGGGGACUGGGCUGUCUAGAUGCUCUCGCCAACCUCCUCCUGGCUUUGAAUUUGGACUUCUGUAAGCUCCAAACCAUCCACCACUAUUCUUGUGAGCUCCCAUCCCUCUUCUCUCUCUCCUGCUCUGACACAUCCGCCAAUGUUGCGAUGCUGCUCUGCUCUUUCAUCUUGCAUGCCAUGGGGACCUACCUCCUUGUCUUCUUCUCCUAUGACCAUAUUGUCUCCACCAUUCUGAGCAUUAGCUCCACCUCUGGCAGAAGCAAGACUUUCUCCACCUGCUCCUCCCACCUCACUGCAGUGAGCUUAUUCUAUGGCUCAGCUUUUCUCCGGUAUCUCAUGCCAACAUCAGGCUCCUCACUGGAGUUGAUUCUCUCCAUACAGUACAGUGUAAUUACUCCCUUACUGAAUCCUCUCAUCUACAGCCUGAAGAACAAGGAGGUGAAAGCAGCUCUGAAAAGACUGAUGCUAAGAUACUUACAAUGUCUCAGAUAGCACAGAAAAGACAGAGUAUAAAGGAGAAGUAGGACAGAGCUGCAGCAAGACAUCUAAUGAUUAACAUUAAGAACUUCCUGGUAGCUAUUUGUCACUUGUUGCAAGAUAUAUGGCUGAUUCUCCCUUGUUAAAAAUUAUCCAGGAAAGUUCUGGGAGCUAUUUUGCUUGCGAGGGCUCAGAAUCCAUCCUAUUCAGAAACAGACCAAUGAGUCA